GGGGGUAGUUCUGUGCCUAAGAGAAGAAGAAGGCAGGCGGAGUUCCCAGCGCUCCCUCCCACGCGCACCGCUGCUGACCGGGGACAGCUGGCGGCCGGCCGGACAAAGCGGAUCAGCGCGGCGCGGGGGGCGCGCCAGGCCGUCCCCGUCCCCGUCCCCUCCGCGCGCCUCGGCCCCCCUGCUUAGGACCCGGCGGACACCGCGUCCCGCCCACGCCUCCCCUCUAACCCACCCAGCCUUUGAAAUCAUAAGGCGUAUGGAUUAUCUGCCUCAAAAGGCCGUCAAGUAGUCACAGCGAUAGAGUACCAAGAGGCUAUUUUAGCCUGUAGAAAUCCAAAGAAGCCCAUUUCCUCCAGAUUAGAGUGGAAGAAACUGGGGCGGGGCAUCUCCUUCGUCUACUACCAACAGGCUUUCCAAGGUGAUUUUAAAGAUCGAGCUGAGAGAAUAGAUUUCAGUAUACGGAUCAAAAAUGUCACAAGAAAUGAUGCUGGGAAAUAUCGUUGUGAAGUUAGUGCCCCAUCUGAGCAAGGCCAAAACCUGGCAGAGGACACAAUCACUCUGGAAGUACUAGUGGCUCCAGCAGUUCCAUCGUGUGAAAUACCCUCUUUCGCUCUGAGUGGAACUGUGGUGGAGCUGCGAUGUCAAGAUAAGGAAGGUAACCCAGCUCCUGAAUACAUAUGGUUUAAGGACGGCAACCGUUUGCUAGAGAACCCAAAACUUGACUCCGGAAGCGCCAACAGCUCAUACACAGUGAAUACAAAAUCUGGAACUCUGAAAUUUAACACUGUGUCCAAGCUGGACAGUGGCGAAUAUUCCUGUGAAGCCCGUAACUCUGUUGGAUAUCGCAGGUGCCCCCAGAAACUAAUGCAAGUAGAUGAUCUCAGCAUAAGUGGCAUCAUAGCUGCUGUAGUAGCUGUGGUCUUAGUGAUUUGUGCGUGUGGCCUCGGUGUGUGCUAUGCUCAGAGAAAAGGCUACUUCUCAAAAGAAACUUCCUACCAGAAAGGGAGCGCUGCAUCUAACGUGACCACAGUGAGUGAGAACGAUUUCAAGCACACAAAAUCCUUUAUAAUUUAAGAAAUCUACUUUCAAGAUACACCAAAACUACGGUUAUUACCCAAGUUAUUAAAGUAUUAUAAAACUCUAUUGUUUUACAUUUGGGAAGAAGCUGUACAUGAGGAAAUGAAAUUGGUAUUUUACUGUAAUUUUUAUGACCUUUACUUAACUCACCGGAAAUUAACAGUUCUGUCAUCACCUAAAAUACCAUGUGGCUUCUUGUGUCUGGACUAAAAAAAAAGUAACCGAAAUAUUCUGUAGUAAUACGGGAUUUGCGAAAUAUUAACAAAUAACCUAACUUCCGGAGAAAGCACUGUUGCAUACUGAUUGUGAAGUUAAUCCACAAAUUAUGAACUGAACAGAUCCUCUGUGCAAGAGUCUGCUUUAGGAGGGUUCAGAAAACACAGACAUGCAGAAGGAAACCUCUGUCUCAUUUCUACCAGAAUCUUCCUGUCUUCCCAGUAUAAUCCUUAGGCUACUGCUCAUUUAUCACUAAGUAUCCACAGAAGGGAGGCAGUGGGGCUGGAUUUGCACUCUCCUCUUACUUUUAUUUCUGAGAACCAAGAACAAGAGAAAUAGCUGAUGAUUAGAGCUCACACACACCUACUGUCUCAUGGAUGACACACUUUUGAGACGCAGACACAAGCCCGUGCGGCUUUCUCACCUCUCUCCCCAGGACCUCUCUGAAGAGGGUCUGGGAGCUCGACAUCAGAACUUGCCCCUAGAGCCUGCCCACUUCUGCAGAUACCUUUCUCUGCCUGAGUGCUUUGACUUCACAGUUCUCUGUCCUUCAAAGCCAGUCAAUGAAAUUCUGGGCUGGCCUGAGUCCUUGGUUAUCGUCAGGGGGCUGCCAGUCCUUCUUAUGGCAAGGAAUAUGGAGGGGAGAAAUACGAAUGAACGAGCUCACCGUGCAAUUCCCUACAUCCAGCACCCUGCUUGACACAAAGGAGGCACAUGAGAAACCAUGCCUGAAAUUUAAAAAGGAAACAAAACGGGUCUGGCAUGUGUUUUCUGAACUGAAUAAGGAGGCCUCUGGCUAAUGCUACAAUAAAUUCCAAUGAUUCGUUUAAUAAUAACAGCCAUAAUAAUAAGGCUAUGUUUUAAAAGCAUUAUCUUUCAGAAUUGAUUUUGACUGUUCAAUCCGCAUUAAAAACAAAACACCUCAGGUACACCCUGUUCGAGGCAAAUCUGGAUGUAAAGAUCACUUACUACCUUUGACAACACUGAAAAUGUUAAUUUGCUUUCAAAGGAAUCUGCUUUUAUCCAGUACAAAGCAGAUGUCCAGGAUUCCUGGAACUAAACGUCUAAUGAGUGCCUGGGCACCAGGGCCCUGGGAAGACGCCUGUUGUCAGCCCGGCCCCCUUUGCCUUGUGUGUGGCAUUCACUGCUUCUCACAAGACUCCGCCCAUAAGUCUGGCCUGUGUAACACGGCUGCAUCUCCAAAGUCCAAUUAUCACUGUAUUAGUCAAGGGUUGCCAGGCACUUUCUGUAAAGGGCGAUACUGGGUAUUUUAAGACAUAUAGUUCCUGUAACUACUUGAGCCUGCCAUUACAAAAGCAGCCAUAGAGAACAAGAAAGCACAAGUACAUGUCCAUUUUCCAAUAAAACUUUAUUUAUAAAAACAGGCAGUCAGGAUUUAGCUCAGUUUAACCCCUGGUGGCAAAAGACAAA
Messenger RNA from Chinchilla lanigera (long-tailed chinchilla), 2724 nucleotides. RefSeq names its product junctional adhesion molecule 2 (gene Jam2). Lineage: Eukaryota; Metazoa; Chordata; Mammalia; Rodentia; Chinchillidae. Gene Ontology annotation, cellular component: cell surface; tight junction; protein complex involved in cell adhesion. The record is from RefSeq and is a predicted model, not a curated record. Gene Ontology annotation, biological process: leukocyte tethering or rolling.